AUGGGCUACCUCUACUACCUCUUCCACCCCUAUCAGCUUCGAUCCAUUAUUCAAUGGAAGGUAUGGCAUGACCCCGUUCACGAGCGCGACCCCAGCACGGAGUCGCCCGAGCUAAAGGAAUGCUUUCGCUACCUUGACAUGACAAGUCGCAGUUUUGCGGCUGUUAUUCAGGAGCUUAACCACGAACUCCUCGUCCCAAUUACCCUCUUCUACCUCUGUCUCCGUGGCCUAGACACCAUUGAGGAUGACAUGACCCUUCCUCUAGACAAGAAGAUUCCCCUCCUUCGAAAUUUCCAUGUCACUAUGGAACAAGAGGGAUGGCAGUUCCAUGAAAGUCAGGAGAAGGACAAGGAGCUGCUGGAGCACUUCGACGUGGUCAUCACCGAGCUCAAGAAGCUCAAGGCCCCCUAUUAUGACAUUAUCAAGGAUGCGACUCGCAAGAUGGGUAACGGCAUGGCUGAUUAUGCCGAGAACGAGGAGAUGAUCAAGAACGGCGUGCAAACCAUUGAUGACUACGAACUAUACUGCCAUUACGUCGCCGGACUUGUGGGUGAGGGCCUAACGAGUCUGUUCGUCGCAUCCGAGCUUGCCAACCCCAAGCUUGCCGAGCGCCCUUCUCUUACCGAGUCGAUGGCCCAGUUCCUCCAGAAGACCAACAUCAUCCGUGAUCUUCACGAAGACUGGCAAGACGGUCGAAGAUGGUAUCCCAAGGAGAUCUGGAGCCAGCACGUGGACAAGUGGGAAGAUCUCUUCGAGCCUAGUCAACAAACGAAGGCUUUGGAGUGUGUCUCCCAUAUGGUUCUCGACGCACUAAAACACAGCGAGGAAUGCCUGUUCUAUAUGGCGGGUAUCAAGGAUCAGAGUGUCUUCAACUUCGUGGCUAUUCCCCAGGGCAUGGCCAUUGCAACUCUGGAGCUUAUCUUCCGCAACCCUGACGUUCUCAAGAAGAACGUCAAGAUCACCAAGGGUGAUGCCUGCAAGAUCAUGUUCGAGUGCACACAAAACCUUUACACCGUGUGUGAAGUGUUCAAGCGAUAUACCCGAUUAAUUGCCAAGAAGAACGACCCUCGGGACCCCAACUUCCUUGCCAUAAGUGCGCAAUGUGCCAAGAUUGAGCAAUUUAUCGAGACCCUGUUUCCUAAGCAGGAUCCCAAGAAGCUCGCUCUUACACAAAACCAGAAGGAAAACAAGGAGCCUGGAAUGGACGCUGGUGAGGCCGUUGUGCUCUUUGGCGUUGUUAUUGCAGCUUUGGUCUGCAUUUCUGGUCUUAUGCUCGGUACCGCUUGGUUCUUUGGAGCCAGAUUCGAUACCAUCUUUAAGGAAGCCAGUGUCUUCCUACCAGGUGGCGAGAAGGCCACCCCCAUUAUCACGGGUCACGAAGAAUUGUAG
Molecule: messenger RNA, 1389 nt
Organism: Fusarium sp. VM40
Lineage: Eukaryota; Fungi; Ascomycota; Sordariomycetes; Hypocreales; Nectriaceae
Source: the annotation of a GenBank genome assembly